Messenger RNA from Maudiozyma barnettii, 2196 nucleotides. It is a transcript of the gene DHR2, whose product is annotated as RNA helicase. The transcript has a single exon. NCBI's taxonomy places the organism in Eukaryota, Fungi, Ascomycota, Saccharomycetes, Saccharomycetales, Saccharomycetaceae. Bases 1 to 2196 code for a protein of 731 amino acids. Gene Ontology annotation, cellular component: intracellular anatomical structure; catalytic step 2 spliceosome. Gene Ontology annotation, molecular function: ATP binding; RNA binding. The record is from RefSeq and is a predicted model, not a curated record.
AUGGCAUCUUCUAUAAAAAGCAAUACUGGCGUCAAUGAAAAGCGUGUUAGAGCAAAAGUUCAUCCAUUUAGAAGAAACCAAAAGGUUGGAAAGGGGAUCACAGAGGUGAAGUUUCACGACGCAACUGAAGAUGAAGAUAACGAUGUUCGCACAUAUGAAGUUCAUGCCAAACGUGACUUGAAGAUCAAAGCCAAAAAACUACUAGGAGUUAGACAAAGCUUACCAGUGUACCAAAAUAAAGAACUUAUAAUGAAAAAUCUGAUUCAAAACCCUGUCACCUUACUUAUUGGUGAAACUGGUUCUGGUAAAUCUACUCAAAUACCGCAAUUCUUGUUGGAUUAUUUAUACUCUACGAAACAACAUGGUUCUAUAGCAGUGACCCAACCAAGAAGAGUGGCUGCUAUAAAUUUGGCUACUCGUGUGGCUAGUGAAUAUGGAUGUAAUGUUGGACAACAAAUUGGUUAUUCAGUUAGAUUUGAUAACACAACAUCCGCAAAGACAAGACUUAAAUAUCUGACUGAUGGUAUGUUGCUAAGAGAAUUAAUGAUGAAUAAAACACUAAAGGAAUAUAGCGUGAUUAUUAUUGAUGAAGCUCAUGAAAGAACUGUCCUAACAGAUUUAAUACUAGGGUUUUUGAAAGCUUUGAUAGAAAGUUCUCGACCAGAUUUGAAAAUUAUAGUUAUGUCAGCCACAUUGCAGGCAGAGAGAUUCAGUACAUUUUUCAACAAUGCCCCAGUGAUAUUUGUUGAAGGUAGAAAAUUUGAUGUUUCCCAAUAUUAUUUAACUGCUCCCUCUGAUGAUAUUGUUGAUAGUAUUAUUAGAACUGUUGUUCAAUUAAACCAAGGUGAACCAUUAGGUGAUAUAUUAUGUUUCUUACCUGGUCAAGAGGAGAUUGACAAAGCUGUUAUAAUCAUGGAAAAAAUAAGUGCUAUUAUACACAAGGAAAACUCUGUUCCAUUAAUGAUCCCAUUACCGUUAUAUGCUGCUCUACCACCUGCAAAACAGGCUGUUGUUUUUGCUCCUAUUAAAGGAUUUAAGAGAAAAGUAAUUUUUAGUACCAACAUUGCAGAAACAUCUGUUACUGUGUCUGGUGUGAAAUAUGUUGUGGAUUCAGGAUUACGGAAGGUGAAAGUAUGGAGACAUCAAUUGGGUCUGGCAACUUUACUGACAGUUCCAAUAUCUCAGGCGAGUGCUGAACAAAGAAGUGGUCGUGCUGGUAGAGAAUCUGAAGGUAAAUGUUAUAGAAUAUUUUGUGAGAAGGAUUUUGAAAAAUUGCCAACUCAAACUGAACCUGAAAUUGCAAGAAGCGAUAUAACAUCACCAGUACUAAUGCUUAAAAGAUAUGGUGUUAAAGAUAUUGUCAAUUGGACUUGGUUUGAAUAUCCUGGUAAAGAGGCCUUGGUGAUGGCGUUACAAGAAUUAUAUCAAUUAGGUGCGCUUGACGAUUUUGGUAAUAUUACCAAGAAGGGUGAGCAGAUGGCUCUGUUACCUGUUCAACCUCAUUUGAGUAGUGUUUUAAUUCAAGCCAAUGAAUCCAACUGUGUCGAAGAUGUCAUUGACAUUGUAUCCUGUCUGAGUGUAGAGAACUUGUUAAUGAACCCGAAUCCUGAACAAAGAGAUGAAGUCAAUGAACGUCGUCUGAUGUUAUGUAAUGGUGGUAAAAAAUAUGGUGAUCUGAUUAUGAUGAAAGAGCUAUUUGACGUAUACUUUUACGAGCUUGGAAAGGGAUCCUCAUCAGCUUCCGAAAGGCAAUCUUGGUGCAAAGAGUUAUGUUUGUCAUAUCGUGGAUUUAAAAAUGUUGUGAAGAUCAGAAAUCAGCUACGAAUGUACUGUAUGAGAAUAUUUCAAUCAAAGGGGUUAAAUGCGACAAAUGAAGAUGAUGAAUUAGGAGAAAGUAUUAGUCAAAACAGUGAACAAAUAGCAAAGGUACUGAAAUGUUUCUUAGUUGGGUUCGCUAAAAAUACAGCUAUCGGUAUGCCCGAUAGGUCAUACCGGACAGUUAAUACAGGUGAACCAAUUAGUGUCCAUCCUUCGUCCAUGUUAUUUUUAAACAAAUCGUGUCCAAGUAUUAUGUAUGUUGAAUAUGUGUUCACCACAAAGGGUUACGCCAGAAACGUAAGUAGAAUCGAAUUAGAAUGGCUCCAAGAUGUGAUAGUAAAUGGAACUGCAGUAACUAAAAAAAAAGCAGGCUUAUAG